Messenger RNA from Callorhinchus milii (elephant shark), 641 nucleotides. RefSeq names its product mid1-interacting protein 1-B-like. Lineage: Eukaryota; Metazoa; Chordata; Chondrichthyes; Chimaeriformes; Callorhinchidae. Gene Ontology annotation, cellular component: cytosol. The record is from RefSeq and is marked provisional. Gene Ontology annotation, biological process: regulation of lipid biosynthetic process.
UGAGUUCGUGCAUCUUUACACCCAUUCCAGCACUGAACGAAAAGCACCAUGCAGUCCCUUGCAACACAGCACCAAAAGAACUUCCUCGCUGUGGCAAUGAAUAAAUACGUUUCUUCAGUGAAGAACAUGGAGAACACAGUCAUGUUACCCAGCCUCCUCCGAGACGUCCCCAUCGAGGAUGAAGAUGAAACCAAAAUGGCCACCAUCAGUCCCCAGAACCUGUACGAGUGCUACAGCCUUCUGAAGUCCUUCAAGAACACGGUGGAGUCCAGCAUUCUGCCCUUUGAGCCGCCGAAAAGGAAAAACAGCGCCGGCGAUUUGGAGAGCGAAGAGGAGAAUGAAGAACAGCCAAACCUGGAGAAACUCUUCCACAUCCACUUGUUGGGGCUCUACACUGUGCUAGAUGAACUGAGCAACAAGGCCAACACACUAACUAAACGUUAUAAGGAAAUCAUAGGCCUUCCUCGCUAACCGCAUUGGAAAGAUCACCGAAACUCUCACCCAAGUGUCCAUCCGAGGUUGCAACGUGAAACAGUCAACAAAGCAGCUGGGAAGAAAGCAAAAGAUGUGAUUCUGCUUAAGUUAUAAGCAUGUGGAAAUGCCAAUUGUAAACCUGCUGAAUACAUCUGAAUAAAUUGGUU